Messenger RNA from Peromyscus californicus insignis, 2551 nucleotides. RefSeq names its product calcium/calmodulin dependent protein kinase IG (gene Camk1g). NCBI's taxonomy places the organism in Eukaryota, Metazoa, Chordata, Mammalia, Rodentia, Cricetidae. The record is from RefSeq and is a predicted model, not a curated record. Gene Ontology annotation, biological process: peptidyl-serine phosphorylation. Gene Ontology annotation, molecular function: calcium/calmodulin-dependent protein kinase activity; ATP binding; calmodulin binding. Bases 166 to 1686 code for a protein of 506 amino acids. Gene Ontology annotation, cellular component: intracellular anatomical structure. The transcript is spliced from 13 exons.
CGCAUGGCUCUGUGGGGUGCUCAGGGUAGGUUUGGAUUCACCACCCACCCUCUCUCCACGUAAGUUUGACGCACAACAUUAACCCUGAGGUUAGUGGAGGUGGCUGCAGGGCCAGCUGCAGUGUGAGUCUAGCCAGCCUCCUGCUCUGGAAACAGAUAACUGAUCAUGAGGAAAAUCUCUGAGUCGAGUCAAGAGGGCCCAGCAGGUUCCAUCUCGGCUUCCCAGGCAGCUUCAACACUGGAGGGGAUGGGGCGCAAGGAGGAGGAGGAGGACGAUGACUGUGGUUCCUGGAAGAAACAGACCACCAAUAUCAGGAAAACCUUCAUCUUCAUGGAAGUGCUGGGAUCAGGAGCUUUCUCAGAGGUGUUCCUGGUGAAGCAAAGAGUGACUGGGAAACUCUUUGCCCUGAAGUGCAUCAAGAAGUCUCCAGCCUUCCGGGACAGUAGCCUAGAGAACGAGAUUGCUGUGUUGAAAAGGAUCAAGCAUGAAAACAUUGUGACCCUGGAGGACAUCUAUGAGAGCACCACCCACUACUACCUGGUCAUGCAGCUUGUUUCUGGGGGUGAGCUUUUUGACCGGAUCCUGGAGCGUGGUGUCUACACAGAGAAAGAUGCCAGCCUGGUCAUCCAGCAGGUCUUGUCUGCAGUGAAAUACCUCCAUGAGAACGGCAUCGUCCACAGAGACCUAAAGCCUGAGAACUUGCUGUACCUCACCCCAGAGGAGAACUCCAAGAUCAUGAUCACUGACUUCGGUCUAUCCAAGAUGGAACAGAAUGGAGUCAUGUCCACGGCCUGUGGGACCCCAGGCUAUGUGGCUCCAGAAGUGCUGGCCCAGAAGCCCUACAGUAAGGCUGUGGACUGCUGGUCCAUUGGUGUCAUCACAUACAUAUUGCUGUGUGGGUAUCCCCCUUUCUAUGAAGAAACAGAGUCAAAACUUUUUGAGAAGAUCAAAGAGGGCUACUACGAGUUUGAGUCUCCGUUCUGGGACGACAUUUCUGAGUCAGCCAAGGAUUUUAUUUGCCAUCUGCUGGAGAAGGACCCAAAUGAACGGUACACCUGCGAGAAGGCCCUAAGACACCCCUGGAUUGACGGGAACACCGCCCUGCACCGGGACAUCUACCCAUCUGUCAGCCUCCAGAUUCAGAAGAACUUUGCCAAGAGCAAGUGGAGGCAAGCCUUCAACGCUGCCGCAGUGGUGCAUCACAUGAGGAAACUACACAUGAACCUGCACAGCCCCAGCGUCCGCUCAGAGGUGGAGAACAGGCCACCUGUGUCCCCAGCUCCUGAAGUCUCCAGACCAAGCUCCCAUGACAAUACCAUCACAGAGGCCCCCAUCCCGGACCCAAGCGCACCCCUUCCUGCUCUGACCCGACUGCCCUGCCCACACAGCUCCCGGCCUUCAGCUCCUGGUGGCCGCUCACUGAACUGCCUGGUCAAUGGCUCUCUGCGCAUCAGCAGUAGCCUAGUGCCCAUGCAACAGGGCCCCCUAGCCACCGGGCCCUGUGGCUGCUGCUCCAGCUGUCUAAAUAUCGGGAACAAGGGGAAGUCCUCCUACUGCUCCGAGCCCACCCUCUUCAGAAAGGCCAACAAAAAACAGAACUUCAAGUCAGAGGUCAUGGUACCAGUGAAAGCUGGUGGCAGCUCCCACUGCCGGGCUGGGCAAACUGGGGUGUGUCUCAUUAUGUGAUCCCAGGAGACUGUGAAGUUUUCAGGAGACAUGGCUGACUCUUCUCUGCCUUUCUAAGCUAGCAUCUGUCCUGCAGAGGAUGGACCAACUGCAGUGGAGCAGGGCUGGCAGGAGCAGCAUCUGGUUUGAAGCAGUAGCCUGUUGCUGCCCUGGGGCAGACACUCACAGGAAGUCACAAAGGAGCCCCAAGGCCUGGACAUUCCCUGAGGCCAUGGGCAGGAUGCAUGGCAUUCCAGCCUCCAGGUCUCCCAACCUGCCCAUUCCAUGUCCCCACAUCCUUUGUGCAGUGGCUCCGUGCUGUGUCCAUAGAUAGUGUUCAUCUGGGUUUGUGUUGUUGGUUGUGAAAAGCUUUGUGGGCUGGCCAGGCUGUGCCACUUUCUCCAAGCAAAGCCAUAUGGAGUCUGGCUCAGACUCCCUGCUCUGCAUACUCACUCCUGCCUCUCUGGCCUCAUGGCCAGACUGGACUCCUUGUCAUAGUACCUGCCUAUUCGCAUGAAUGCCAGGCUGCGCCCCAGAGGCCUGGGGGCACUCACAACUCCAGUCCUUCCCUCCAGGAUUAGCUUCCCACUGCACUGAGACCCAGAACACUUCAAAGCUCUCCUUGCCUCUGAAGCACAGCAGUGCCCAUCCCCCAUGGAGCAGAGAAAGCCAAGACUGUGAGCACUUCUCUUCAGCCACACACCUCACACACCACUAAUUAAGAAUUUGGGGAACUAUUUUCACGUCAGCCAGGUCUCCUGCCUCUGGCUUCCUCUUUUCCCCUGAAAGUCAGGUGCAUUGUUCUGUCUCUCUGUGUUCUUGCCGUCACACCCUCAAGCUUCAUGCUCUGUGUUGUGCUCAAAUAAAAUGGACAUAUUUUUCUCUA